UUUGCAGAACCAAAAAAGGGUUCAGUUUUAUAAUUGGAAUUUGGAUCCACGGUGAUAAAAGAGCGUAAGAACCACCGACGUGAGCUAGAUUCCCCCACCGAAGCUUUCCCAUUUUACAACUAUGUCCUCCCCGUACCUAUAAAUUGCUUUGUUUGACUCUUCCAUGGCUAAUUCCUUGACUUUUUGAGCUGGGAAAAGUUGUUGCUCAGUCCUCUGCCAUAUUCCUUCUUUCUUUUUCUAUGAUCCAAGUUUGAAAUACCAGCAUCUCUCUAAAGGGCCUAGGUUCUGUUCUGGACCAUAAUUUCCCUUUGAGUUGCUGUCUUGAAGUCAAUUCUCAUUAUCGUUGCCAUCGAAUUUUCAAGUGCUCUUUUCCUAGCUACAGAGAUUGAUAUCUUUGAUGGAAGACGGUGAGCUUGACUCCUCAAACCCGGAGGUGUUUUCGAGUUCAAAUGCCGUUGAGCUUCCGAGCAGUUGCUCGAUGGAUAGCUUCUUUGAUGAAAUUUUGAAGGACACUCAUGCUUGCACACACGCUCAUACUUGCAACCCUCCUGGUCCUGAUUAUUCACAUACGCAUACCUGUUUUCAUGUCCAUACUAAAAUUGUCUCUUCCCCCGCUGAAGACAAGGUGUCCACUGAUGACACAGCGGAGUCUGUGGAUAAGAAGAAUAAGAAACGCCCACUAGGUAACCGCGAAGCAGUUCGUAAGUAUCGUGAGAAGAAAAAGGCGAGAGCUGCAUCGUUGGAAGAUGAAGUUGUGAGAUUGAGGGCCUUGAAUCAGCAAUUGUUGAAGAGAUUACAAGGUCAGGCUGCAUUGGAGGCCGAGAUUUCAAGGCUCAAGUGUUUGCUUGUGGACAUCCGAGGAAGAAUUGAAGGGGAGAUUGGAACAUUUCCAUAUCAGAAAUCAGCCACUUCGAAUAUGCCUGGCCAAAAUGUGCCUGGUAGUUACAUGAUGAACCCAUGUAAUGUGCAGUGCAAUGAUCAGGCGUACUGCCUUCACCCAGGGGCCGAUGGUAAAAGUGGAGAGAGUGUUUUGUUGAACGGCCAAAGUUUUAAUGCUUGUGACUUUGAGAAUCUUGAGUGCCUUGCAAAUCAAAACACAGGAGGAGCGAAGGAGCUUCCUGACUGUGGAUUAGGCGACACCACUUCUAAUGUCAAUUACUCAGAACUAAAUCAGAAGAAAGGUGAAAGAACCUGAGCACUUAACUUUUAAUCUUGUGUAUAUGAAAGAUUCUGUCCAAGUUAUGUGUUAUAAAAGUUUGACUCGAUGUUGCCUGUCGAAGCGAAACCUGGCUGGCUCUUGAAGAUCUCUCUACCGUUUGGUCAUAGAGCUAGGUUCUUUUCAUGUUUAGCUUGCAAGAUUCUUGCUGGUUUCACAACUUUCAUUUGUUGGGCGUUCAAUUCAAUAAAUUUAUUUCCAGCUAUCAAACAUCAUUCUCAUCAUCAGAUAUCACAUUUGUAAACUUUCAUUUUCCAUUGGGGUGUAAGCAAUUUUUUGUACAUGUUCUUCAAUAACAACAUGUGGGGUGGAGAUUCAGACUUCCGUCCUUAACCAGUCGAGUUAGGCUUAGGUUGGCAAUAACUGUCAGUUAAACACUAUCAUCUUUCCUUCCACUCCUUUGUUUUUUUCCUUUUAUUUACAUUUUUUCAUGAUUGUUAAAGUUUGAUACGGCUCGAGGACUGGCCUCUAUUUGUUUUCAACUACUAACAACUCUUUAUAUGAUGCUCACGGUUCAAUUAGGAGGAGGGGUCUGUAAAGCAACAGAAAAUGGGAAGAGCUGAUCUCGGACGUUAUCUGCAUCCUUUUGUUUAUAUAAGUCUGCUACGAGUGUUCCUGUUCUGUUUUGUGCAGCAUCAACGUUGUCUUUCAGUUACAGAACUAGGAGAUGGUAGGAUUUCAAGAAAUCUUUGAUCUGCAUUCAACGUGCAAGAGAACUUUUGAGCAGCAUGUACAGUCUAAGAAGAAAGGUGACACAACUCUCUCGAAGCGGAGGAUUUUUCAUCGACUUGUAUUUCAAGUUAUCCGCGUGUCUGCUAAAUGGGGCUCACCAUUGUUGAGUAACAAAUGCUCGUGGCAAUAUUUUCAAGGUCUCCGAGGAAGUAUUCGCGUUUGCCACAUUUAGUGGGUAAGUCUCUCUAUAUCUGAACAAAUAGGUAAGUUUCAGAGGAGAUAUAGCGAGCCUUAGGCUCUGAUAUGUCAGAGUGAACUGUGAAUCUUCUGUAUUACCAUGGAAGAUUUUCAAUAUGCAAAAGAAAGAUUCUGAAAACAUCUGCUACUACAUUAUCAGUUAACCAGCCAUUUUAAUCAAAUAUGGAACAUAUAUUAUCUUC
This is a messenger RNA of Momordica charantia (bitter melon), 2328 nucleotides long. It is a transcript of the gene BZIP23, whose product is annotated as Basic-leucine zipper (bZIP) transcription factor family protein. NCBI's taxonomy places the organism in Eukaryota, Viridiplantae, Streptophyta, Magnoliopsida, Cucurbitales, Cucurbitaceae. Gene Ontology annotation, molecular function: RNA polymerase II cis-regulatory region sequence-specific DNA binding; DNA-binding transcription factor activity, RNA polymerase II-specific. Gene Ontology annotation, biological process: regulation of transcription by RNA polymerase II; DNA-templated transcription. The record is from RefSeq and is a predicted model, not a curated record.